Tupaia belangeri chinensis (Chinese tree shrew) is the source of this 1271-nucleotide messenger RNA. RefSeq names its product angiopoietin-related protein 5. Gene Ontology annotation, biological process: negative regulation of T cell activation; regulation of immune response. The coding region runs from base 398 to 1216 and encodes 272 amino acids. The record is from RefSeq and is a predicted model, not a curated record. Lineage: Eukaryota; Metazoa; Chordata; Mammalia; Scandentia; Tupaiidae. The transcript is spliced from 7 exons.
CUCUGUGUGGGCGGGAGUGCCAGGCUUCCCUGUCCUGCCUGCCACACUCCCGGCUUUGAUCCUUAGAAACAAAUAAAUUCUAAUUUUGGAAGCUCCUGUUCUGUGAAGUGUGUGGAAAUGGGGACUGUAUGAGAGCACUGCUGCCCUGCCAUCCUGGGCCCAGUCUUGGGCCCAGACUUGCUGAACUGCCUCUGAGUGAAGGGUCCGGGUGCUGGGCCCUGGCACCCACCUGUGCCCAGCAAGGUGGGCAGGAUGCCAGCCAAGGGAUGCGUGCUCAGGAGCCCCCACCGCUUCCUGCCUCCACGGGGCGUAGGCGGGGCCAGCCUGAGGCCUGAACAAAGGGCCAGGCCAAGCCCAGUGGCUCAGACCUGUCUGGAGAGACUGAGCGCCAGGAAGCAUGGCCACCUGCCUCCUGCUGCUUCUUACCAUCCUCCACCUGUCUGUGGCCUUGGUCGGCUCAAUGGUGCAGCCGCGAGUGCAGCUCCGGCUGGUGUUGCUGGAACCUCAAGGGAGGGACUGUUCUCAGAUCUGGGUGGACAACCCUGGAGCCGGCAGCAGCAUCUACACCAUCCAGCCAGAGGGGGCCAACGCCCCCUUCCAGGUGUUCUGUGACAUGCGUGAGGAUGGUGGCUGGACAGUGAUUCAGCGGCGAGAGUGGGGCACAGAGCAGCCCCUGGACUUUGAGAGGUGCUGGCAGGAGUACAAACAGGGCUUUGGAGACCUGGGAGGAGACCACUGGCUGGGCCUACAGCACAUCUCUGACCUGACCUCCCAGCCGGGCCUGCAGCCCGAGCUCAGUGUGGACUUGCAGGAUGUCGACAACCUCACAUGGUGGGCCCACUAUGACUACUUCCAUGUCGACAAGGAGGACCACUUUUACCGGCUGUCCCUGGGCCAGUACUCAGGGAAUGCUGGGGAUGCCUUCCGGGGCUCUGGUGACACUGACACCCAGGAGGGCCGUGCCUUCAGCACCCUCGACAGAGACCAUGACAGCUGCGAGCCCUGUGAGGACGGUACUGGGGUCUUCACCAGCUGCAGCCGCGACCGCUCUGGUGUUGGCUGGUGGUACAGCAACUGCGGCCAGGCCGACCUCAACAAGCCAUGGCCAGGGCGUGAAGGGGACCCUCCCAGCUUGCACUGGGCCACGGUCAGCAGUGAGCAGGCCCUGCGCUCCAUCAUGCUGCGUGUUCGCACAGCCCAGCGCCAGAAGGCCUAAGUGCCAGGCUGGGACCAGGCGGGAGAGCCUUGCUUAUUAAACAUCCAAGCUCUGC